CUCGGCAGCAGCUGCCGUCACCUCCUCCUCCUCCUCCUCCUCCUCCUGCUCCUCCUGCUCCUCCUGCUGCUCCUCAGAGGCGCCGCGUUACUGACUCCACUGCUGGAUCCUGGUCUCCGUGGACUCAGACUGAUGGAUCGCAGCUGAGAUAACGUCCUCUCCGUCUCCGCCGAGCUGCUGCAGCGCCGCGCGCGCGCGGGAACGACGUGGGCUCUCUGCAGCCGAAGACUAGAGGAAUUCACCCCCCACCCCACCCCCCUCCUGCCUCCUCAUCUGCUCGCCCACCAUGGUCCCACUGCUGCCCCCCAGGAAGGAUGUGAGCUGAAGGAGCUGUCCGUCCGUCGUGGUGCUGACGCGGCCGUGACAGCGCGAGCAUGGCCGCCGGGAAGCUGCUGCUCUACGCCGGGCUGUCUUUGUCUCUGUGCGCCUUGGGCAUGCUGGCCGUGGCGAUGUGCUCCGACCACUGGUACGAGACCGACGCCAGGAGGUACCGGGAGCGGUGCCGAAGCUUUUCCAGCCGCCGCAAGGACCCGGGCUUCAUCUACAUCCCCAACAUCAGCCUGCCGCUGCGGGCCAGCCAGAGCGGCGCGCCGCGCUGGGAGGAGCGGCUGCUGCCCGCGCGGAGCCGCCGCCAGCUGUUCGCCAUGAGCGCCGCGGACGAGUGCAGCCGGCACCACAACUCCACCAACAUGGGGCUGUGGAGGCGCUGCCACCGGGCCGGCUUCGACCACGAGACGGAGGAGCUCAUCAGGAAAGGCUCCACAGCGAGGUGUUCCUACAUCAAGUAUCACUACUCCUCAGCAAGCAUCCCCAAAAACCUCCCAGAGGACAUCACUAAACCAAUAAGGCAGGAUGAGUGGCACUCCCUCCACUUGCGGAGGAUGACGGCGGGCUUCAUGGGCAUGGCCGUGGCCAUCAUCCUCUUCGGCUGGAUCAUCGGCCUGCUGGGCUGCUGCUGGGACCGGGGCCUCAUGCAGUAUGUGGCGGGGCUUCUGUUCCUCAUGGGAGGAACCUUCUGCAUCAUCUCCCUCUGCACAUGUGUUGCUGGCAUUAACUUCGAGCUGUCGCGUUACCCCCGGAACCUGUACGGCCUGCCCGAUGACAUCGGCCACGGCUACGGCUGGUCCAUGUUUUGUGCCUGGGGAGGCCUCGGACUCACCCUCAUCUCUGGUUUCUUCUGCACCCUGGCGCCCUCCGUCCAACCUUUACCAAGAUCCACCUGCCCCAAAUCCCGGCAAGAGAACGGCACCGUCUGCUAAAGGAGACGCGGAGCGCUGCUGACUGAGAACAAAAAGGAAUAUAGAUUUCUGUGUUCAUCGGUCUGCUCAUUACCAUCCUCCCCUGGUUCCAGUUUUUUAUUUGUGCGUGUGUUUAAAAUGGCUGUCUUGAUAAUCUGUUAUCUUGAAAAACACGAAGAACUUCAGAAGUCUUCAAAAAAGUCAAAAUUGUGCUAAUUUUGAUGUUGAACGGAAGAUCUCAGACAGUCUUCAUGGAAACAUGAGAAUGAGCUCAGAGAGACUUUCAGAGAGAUCAGACUACUGGAUCUAGUGAGGACCUGGAGGUUCUGCGGUGACAGAAUCGUCGGAUUUGCAGGUUUGGACUUCAGUUGGCUGGAGGCUCUCAUCCAAGCUCCUCCGGUUCCAUGUGACAGGCGAGCCUUAAGGUGUCAAAGACCUCCACCCAUGUACAAUGUUGUACAGAAUAACAACUGACCGCUGUCAUCAGGCGCAGUCCAUUCCACCAGGGGAACAAAUCGGCCUCUUAUCAUUUUAUACACACAUUUGUCAUUUCCUGUUGUGUAUUUUACUUCAAACUGAACCUUCCAUGUUGUGAACAAACUGUUGGCCAAGUUCAAGACAAAUGCUUUCUGUGGCAUUAUUUUUCUUUUACUCACAGAGAUGGGUGUGUGUUUAACCUGGGAUCGGGUCAUGGGGGCAGCAGUCUCUCCCACCUCCUCUAGGACGAAACAGGAGUGUUUCCCAGCAAACAGAAAUAUAAUCUUUGAAAAGUG
Molecule: messenger RNA, 2011 nt
Organism: Oryzias melastigma (Indian medaka)
Lineage: Eukaryota; Metazoa; Chordata; Actinopteri; Beloniformes; Adrianichthyidae
Gene: tmem178bb
Product: transmembrane protein 178B
Exons: 5
Coding region: 375-1259 (294 amino acids)
Cellular component (GO): membrane
Source: RefSeq, a predicted model, not a curated record